Messenger RNA from Gryllus bimaculatus (two-spotted cricket), 2350 nucleotides. Lineage: Eukaryota; Metazoa; Arthropoda; Insecta; Orthoptera; Gryllidae. The record is from the annotation of a GenBank genome assembly.
UGCGUUUGAAGUAAAUCAGCUGUUGACGGUCUCUCUAAUCGGGAGCUAACGUCACCGUAUGACAUCACUGUAGCAACAUAUAAGCUCUCGAUUGGAUGAAACCCUCAACAGCUUAUUUACUUCAAACGGAUGUAUAAAUAAAUCGUACUCUAGCGCUGCACUAGCUUUUGUAGCGGUAAAAGUGUAUUCAAGGGCACACGUUCCAUUGACCUGUUAUCUAUUUCGUUAUCAACGCAAUGGGUGACACUGUGGGGUUGACUGAUGCUGAAGCCAAGCAAUGCUGUAAAGAACCUGAUCUUUCUACAAAGGACUUCAUAUUUCAACAAACCAUGUACCGUAUCAAAGAUCCUAGACGAUCUCUGGAGUUCUACACCAAUGUUUUAGGAAUGCGUUUAUUGCAGAAAUUAGAUUUUCCUGAAAUGAAAUUUUCUUUAUAUUUUAUGGGAUUUGAAAAAGCUGAAGACAUACCUUCUGAUGCAUCAGAGCGAGCGAAAUGGACAUUUUCACGCAAAGCGACUUUGGAACUCACACAUAAUUGGGGAUCCGAGACCGACCCAGAUGUGAACUAUCAUACUGGCAACUCUGAUCCAAGAGGAUUUGGACACAUAGGAAUUAUGGUGCCUAAUGUGGAUGAAGCUUGUCAACGAUUUGAAAAUCUUGGAGUAGAAUUUGUAAAGCGACCAAAUGAUGGUAAAAUGAAAGGUAUUGCCUUCAUUAAAGAUCCUGAUGGAUACUGGAUUGAAAUCUUGAGCAACAAUCAAAUGGCAGAGUUAUUAAAGAAGUAGAUGUUAUGCAGAGUGUUGCAUGCUAGUUAAAACAUAUGGUGCCAUAUUGCAACAUACAUGUACUGGUUCAGGACAUAUGUACUCCUUUCCCUGCAAGACUGUUAUCACUGAAGGGCAACAUCGCUCCAAUGCAGACCAUAAGUAGUGAUGAGAAGACACAUUUGAAGUACUCACAACACUAAUAAGGGUCAAGGACAAAUCGGUUGAAGAAAUAAUUAUACAAAUGAUUGUUCACUGCAUUGUCAGUGCCUUAUGCUCACACAAAAGCCAAAUAUCAGAAAUUUUCACCAUAAUACUUGUUUCAUUGUGCAACUUUCCCUUGAUUUUGAAAACACAGAUCCACUUUCCUCAUAAUAUAUUUUAUAUUAUCUUUGUAAGAUACAUAUAUUUUGUGUAAUCUUUAUUCCAUAUAUUUUGUAGUGUAUUGUUACAAAAAUCUUUUAAAAAAAUGAAUUUCUGUGAUAAUUUUGUUUAGAAUAAUUGAAGAGUAGACAAGAAUACCUCUUCCUCAGAGUUGACGUUCAUACAAAUUACAUACUGAAACUAUUUGUGAAAUGAGUGAAAACUGUGUUAGUAGUGAAUAUUUUUAAUGUUCUGAAUUGCAAAUUUUAAGAAUUGAAGUAAAUUUUAAAUAUGUCCUAGUUAAUGUUUACAUAAUAAACUUAAUCAUGGUUGCAUCGUUUUCAUAAAAUAUCAUCCUGUGUACACAAUAAAGUAUAAUGAAUAACACACACUUCAGUUUGGAAAUAACUCUCUAAAAUAUUUCAAUAAACUUUUGUUUUAGAAUUGCACCUCUACAUCUACUAAUGCCAAACAAGACGUUUGUACCUUUCAUAAUUACAAAUCAACUCAUCUGGACACAUACAAAUCUCCGUAUUACAUACUUCACAUUCUCUGAAGAGAGCUUCUGUUUUUUAAUUAUUAAUCAUUAAGUGAAAGGGAACAAGUAAUGCCCGUAAGUGACUGUAAUGUAUUUUCAUAUAGAAUCAGGCUGUACUCUUCUGUAAUAUUUAACUACAUGGGGAUGAAAGUGAGGAAAAUUGGGAAAACUAAAAGCUAGCCCAGACUAAAGAGUUUAGGAAACUUGCAAAUAUGAUUGUUUGUGCCAGUUUGUACCGCCACUAGUUUUUUAAUUUUAUAUUAAUUUUCUCCCGUACCUUUGAUGCAAAAACUAUAAGAUAUGUUCCAAUAUGAAAAUGGCAAUGAGAAUGUUGAUAGAUGGUAGUUUGGAAUUCAAGGAAUUCUCAUUAUUGAGCAAUAAUAUUUAUCACUGUACAGGAGAGUGUAUGCAGGUUUUGAUUGUUGAAAUAGUGACGUUUAAGACUUAUUUUGGUAUAAAUGUUUCUAAUUGUUUUCCAGAUAUAAUAUUUAAAUGAAAAAAAGUGUGAUAAUUUCUUUUUAACUUCAUAACUUCUGGAUGUUUAACUUAUAGAUUUUUUAAAAUUAAUAAAGUUGUUUGCCGAUUAUGAUAUAAUCAUUCAAAAAAUGCUCUUGUGGCGAAGUUACUUGCCUUUCACCACUGAGGUUCCAGGUUCGAUUCCCACAGAAUCCCUGUAGAACCUCAU